AUGGACAACAAGAUGUACUGGGAUUCACUGGGCAAUGGUUCACACUGGGCUGUGGAAGGCGUACCUGAAAAGAGAAAGUCAAGCAAAUUUUGGCUGAUUCCAACACCAUCCGGAAGGGUUAUGUUGAAAAACUGGCUAGGUUUGUUUCUUGCUGCAGUGGAUGUACGUUCAGAAAAAAUCUUCCCCAUCCAACCUGUUCAGUACUCAACCAAACCAUCCCUGAGUUUUGAAGUGUAUUUCAGAGACAAUAUGGUAGCCUUCCGGGCCUCCAAUGGUCUCUUUCUGUGCAGAACGUUUAGAGAAUUCCAUGGCCUGGAAGCAGCCAAGUUCUUUCCUGAUGAGACCUGUCUUUUUCUACCCCAGAUUGGAGAUAUUGAUCUCCCAACUUUUGAAAUCAUAAGCGUGGUCCCGAAUGACCUUUUCCCAAUCCAGUAUCAUUGUCAUUUUGUGGAUAAACACAUCUUCUACAACAGAAGUUCAAACUCAGUCCUGCAUACCUUUGGCCUCAACUGGGUGACCAACUCCACCGACAGAGUGAUUUGGAAGCAUCUCUGGGGACUGGGAUUGCCUUCUUCUUGCAGUUUCAGGAUCGAGGAUGCAACACCCAUUGUGAAGUACACAGAGAGCAAUCAGCAGAACUUUUCUCUGGUGAGGUCAGUUCUGGAGAUCAUAAUCAAGAAGGUGGAGGUGCCUCCCAGUACCAAAGCAAUAGCAAGCUUUUGGGUUGAUAUAGUGCAUAGUGUGGUCGUACCAUUUCUUGCCACAAUCCAAAAAGUGACACCCCGUGGUGAUGUGGAACAAUUUAAUGAAACUGGAGCGUGGAAGGGGAUGGUCUAUAAGAACCUUCGAGUAGACAUUGCAAUGGAGCCUUUGUGUGAGCUGUGCAGAGGCAUGUGA
This is a messenger RNA of Pseudonaja textilis, 897 nucleotides long. RefSeq lists its product as uncharacterized. The record is from RefSeq and is a predicted model, not a curated record. NCBI's taxonomy places the organism in Eukaryota, Metazoa, Chordata, Lepidosauria, Squamata, Elapidae.